UUGAAUACAGCUCUUGAACAGCACUCUACAUUAUUCACUGUCAUCAUCAUGUUGAACGAAAAAAUGAGUGUGAUAAAUAAAGAAGCAUGGGCAAGACAAUUUGUUAUUAUUGAGAGAAACAUUUCCAAGUUAAACUCUGGUGGUCACACUCUCUUGAAGGUGUGGAGAG
Sphenostylis stenocarpa is the source of this 169-nucleotide messenger RNA. The record is from the annotation of a GenBank genome assembly. NCBI's taxonomy places the organism in Eukaryota, Viridiplantae, Streptophyta, Magnoliopsida, Fabales, Fabaceae.